AUGAGUCGCACUACAAGUGAGAGUGAGGAUGGCAUGCUCUCCAAUAAUCAGAUUGAGUCGCCAUUGGGUGAGGAAGACAACUAUGGUGGAAGUGCAAGUGGAGGGGUUGUUCUUAAGAAGGGGCCAUGGACUUCUGCUGAAGAUGCAAUUUUGAUAGAAUAUGUGAAGAAGCAUGGGGAGGGGAAUUGGAAUGCUGUUCAGAAGCACUCGGGGCUUUUCCGUUGUGGCAAAAGCUGCAGAUUGCGAUGGGCCAAUCACCUAAGGCCUAAUUUAAAGAAAGGAUCAUUUACUCAAGAAGAAGAACAGCUAAUCAUCGAACUUCAUGCCAAGAUGGGAAACAAAUGGGCAAGAAUGGCUGCACAUUUGCCUGGUCGUACAGACAAUGAGAUAAAGAAUUACUGGAAUACCAGAAUUAAGAGGCGUCAACGGGCUGGCUUACCCCUUUAUCCACCUGAAGUCUCUUUGCAAGCUUUGCAGGAGAGUCAACGAUGCCUGAACAUUAACGGAAUCGAUAGUGGGAAUAAAGGUCUGCAUGAUACCUUGCAGACCAACAAUUAUGGGAUACCUGAUGUCAUGUUCGACAAUUUAAAGGCCAACCAAAGCAUCUUACCUUACAUCCCCGAACUUCCUGAUAUUACUGCAAGCAGCAUGCUGAUGAAAGGUCUGAGCUCUUCUCAAUAUGGAAGCUUCAUGUCGCCAACAUUGCACCGUCAGAAGCAUCUUCGAGAGGCAAAAACCUUAUUAUCCAGUUUCAGUGGCGGCAUGAAAAAUGAGUUCCACUUGUUUGACCAGUUUCAGCACAAUGAUAAAGCUGCUCAAUACUUUGGGUUACCUUUUCCAUUUGAUCCUGAUGCUACCACCAAGAACCCAGAGUUUUUUGGCGAAAAUCAGGGUAGCCAUACCCUUGCUAAUGGCGAUUUCUCUGCUUCUAAGCCCACUUCCGAGGCUGUGAAGUUGGAGCUCCCUUCACUCCAAUAUUCAGAAACUGAUUUAGGUGGCUGGGGGGCAUCUUGUUCCCCAUCACCUUUAAUUGAUUCUGUUGAUACUUUUAUCCAAUCUCCCCCUACUGGGACAGUUGAUUCAGAUGGUCCAUCACUGCGUAAUAGUGGCCUAUUGGAUGCUUUACUUCAUGAGGCAAAAACUCUAAGCAGUGCAAAGAAUCAAUCAUCUGACAAGAGUUCAAAUUCAUCAACCAUUACUCCUGGUGAUAAUGCAGACAGUGCUGCCCUUAAUAUUUGCGAGACAGAAUGGGAAGACUAUGGUGACCCCAUUUCUCCUUUGGGUCAUACUGCAACCUCCCUUUUCAGCGAGUGCACUCCCAUUAGUGCCAGUGGAAGCUCUUUGGAUGAAUCACCACCUACCGAGACCUUUACUGGAUCUAAACGUAAAUUUGGAUGUUCUGCAGAGUUCAAUGUGAAAUCAGAAUCUAUUGAUCAGACUUGGACUGCAGAUAGAGAAAAAGAGUCCUCUACUCGGUUGGAUAUUAUUCACCCUGAUGCCUUGCUUGAUUCAGAUUGGCUUGAGCAUGACUCUACUUAUGGAAAGGACCAAGUCAUCAUGACUGAUGCCAUAGCAACCCUUCUUGGUGAUGAUUUGGGUAGUGAGUACAAGCAGAUGGCUACUGGAGCAUCUAUAAGUCAUGGAUGGGGACUUGGUUCUUGUACAUGGAACAACAUCCCUGCUGUCUGUCAAAUUUCUGAACUCCCUUGA
This is a messenger RNA of Dovyalis caffra, 1710 nucleotides long. The record is from the annotation of a GenBank genome assembly. NCBI's taxonomy places the organism in Eukaryota, Viridiplantae, Streptophyta, Magnoliopsida, Malpighiales, Salicaceae.